Molecule: messenger RNA, 912 nt
Organism: Eremomyces bilateralis CBS 781.70
Lineage: Eukaryota; Fungi; Ascomycota; Dothideomycetes; Eremomycetales; Eremomycetaceae
Exons: 2
Coding region: 1-912 (303 amino acids)
Biological process (GO): regulation of transcription by RNA polymerase II
Cellular component (GO): nucleus
Molecular function (GO): cyclin-dependent protein serine/threonine kinase regulator activity
Source: RefSeq, a predicted model, not a curated record
AUGGCAGCCUUGGAGGUGAAGAACAGCCUCCUCGCAAACCCGCUCGCAACCCCUGAGCAGCUAUCAAUCUCAUCAUCCCAACUCGAUGGCGUUCCAGCAGAUCUCGAGAGAUCAAUCAUUCACGCAGGUCAGAAACUCAUUCAAUAUGCGGGGAUACUACUUCGUCUCCCGCAGGAGAUUAUAACCCAAGCGAUUGUGAUCUUCACGCGGUACUGGGUCGGGGCCGAAGGGGGUAGUCUUCUUGAUAUACACGGAGCGAAAGAUAUAUCCGCCGCAUCUCUCUACCUCACAACCAAAGGCUCCCUAUCCCCCCUCUCCCCUCGCAGCAUCCUCACCGUCUACGCGUACCUCUCCACCCUCCCCUCCCUCUUCCUCACCCCCCGCAACCUCCCCAGCGCCCCCGACCCAUCCACCUACCACCUCACCGAAGGUGACCUCCAACGCCGCCGCCUUGCCCUCUUCUCCGCCGAAUCCAAGCUCCUCACCACCCUCGGCCACCACUUGCACGUCGCUCUCCCGCACGCGCUCGCACUCACCUACCUACAAUCCCUCUCCGUGCUCACCGGAUUCUCCCCGCAAGGCGCCGCCGUCGCGAAACGCGCGUUCAAGCACCUCAACUCCUGUUUGUUCAACCCCCAGUCGCUGUACCUCACGCAGCAGCCGAGCGCGCUGGCGACGGCGGCGAUCUACCUGGCGGCGAAGGAGGUGGGGGUUAGGUUGCCGGAGUGCGAAUGGUGGGAGGUGUUUGAUGUGGAGAGGGAGGAGUUGGGUUUUUUGGUGGUAGCGAUGGUGAGUUUUAAGGGGUGGGUGGAGGGGGAGAGGGAGAGGUGGGGGGAGCGGAGGGUACCGUUGACGAGGGAGGAGAUUGUGGUGGAGAUGGGGAGGCGGGAGGGUGGUGUGGAGGAGGGAUGA